This is a messenger RNA of Leptinotarsa decemlineata (Colorado potato beetle), 4089 nucleotides long. RefSeq lists its product as uncharacterized. Gene Ontology annotation, biological process: neuron differentiation; brain development; positive regulation of transcription by RNA polymerase II. NCBI's taxonomy places the organism in Eukaryota, Metazoa, Arthropoda, Insecta, Coleoptera, Chrysomelidae. Gene Ontology annotation, molecular function: RNA polymerase II cis-regulatory region sequence-specific DNA binding; DNA-binding transcription activator activity, RNA polymerase II-specific. The record is from RefSeq and is a predicted model, not a curated record. Gene Ontology annotation, cellular component: nucleus.
CACGAAAUCAUUCAGUGUUUGCAGCGCAACCAUAGAGAUAGGUUGAGUGUUGUAGGAGCAGCUGAUAGUGCUGUGAAUUUACGUAGUUGUCAAUUGUUCCAAUUGUCAGAAAGGAAACUUUUGAUUGUUUUGAAACCGGAGAACUGUUUGGGGAGUUUGAGACGGUUUGUUUAACUUUUUUACCUGAAAAGAACUGUGGAAAUAAGGGCUGGUUUACUGGCUGAAAACUUGAAAAAAUUGUACUGGUUUCGUUGUUGAACGCUCUGUCUAAGUUGCAGUGGAAAAUCCCGUAAACAAAAUCGUUGCAUACAAGUGUCAGUUGGAAAUACACAUCAGCUGUACGGAAUCCGCUGUUCCUCCGCGCAGCCGUAACCCCACUCUGACCGCGUAGAGGGGAUAACAGCUGAGAGGUGAUACAAAUCCAAAACACCAACUUGGACUUGUCAGUUUCUUCACUGCUGUUGUAGAGUUAAUGUCAAAUAUGCUAAGACUAGUCGAGUGCCACAGCACUUGAGAACUUAGUCAGAUUUUGGAACAGGACAGAGUGACUGAAGUGCGGUGUUGUGAGCUUUUCCGAUAAUUUGGAUAUGGUGCCUCAGAAUAUGGAUGCAUCCAGAUCCGAUGGCCUGCUUUUCGGGUCGCAGCUUGUCGACAAAAAUUCAUCGACCCCCUACUCUGACGCUACUCAGACGAAAAAGAACAACCCCAACCACAUCAAGAGACCCAUGAACGCCUUCAUGGUUUGGUCCCAGAUCGAGCGCAGAAAAAUCUGCGAAGUCUCGCCAGAUAUGCACAAUGCGGAGAUUUCGAAAAAACUAGGCAAGCGAUGGAAAUUACUGAACGAUGAGCAACGCCAACCCUUCAUCGAGGAGGCAGAAAGGCUCCGACAGUUGCAUCAGAAAGAGUACCCAGACUACAAAUACCGCCCUAGAAAGAAGAGCACCAAACCUUCCCCCAAGACAAGCCCCAAUAAGAAGGCAAAGAAGACGCUCAAAUUGCAAAAGAAUGACACGAAUAACAAUGCCACGGUGAAAGAAAAGAUAUUCGCCAGGAGGAGUUCUGUGCCAGAGACAGUCGCCUCGAAGUUGAAGUUCAGGCUGACGAGCACGAAUAACAUAGAACAGAGGGGUAUGUCGGGAGUUGUGGAAAGCCAGGACAUGCUGAGGCAGAGUAUGCCCACGCAACUGCCCCAGGUGAGCUUUUUCGCCAAAGUCCCAUCGAGCCCGUCCUGCGAGACUCCAGACUCACCAGAAAGCGCGACCAUCUACGAUGACUGGGUUAACAACUUCAGCGGGUCUAUAGUGAAGGACGAGCCAGAGGACAGGCUCUCGCAUACGCAACUCCCUACCACCAUCGAGGACCUGGACAGGAUCGACGACCUGCUGCACUUGGACGGCAUCGAUCUGGAUGACUUCAGCUUCGAAACCGCCUCCAACAGUUCCGGCUCGCAUCUGGACUUUGCCUGUCCUCGUGACAUCCCUAUGUUCUCAAAUAUAGACAGUCCCUGGGACGACAUGCAAAACGGUGACUUUAUGAUACCUUGAAAGAGACGCUAAGACUGUUCUUUGAGAUUUCUCUGAAUGGAGGCACAAUCAUUGUUGAAUCUUGGGGUACGUUACAGCCUCAGUUUAUGAUGAUGGCUACAUCGACAGUUUUUAUAUUGUUAUAAAUAUUCUUAACCCCGAUUAUGAUCUCAUUUUGCGUUUAUUAUUUCGUAUUUAUCGUUGUACGACGUAUUACCGGAAUCUACCAGUUUUUAAACGAGCAGUCAUUUUAGAUUAGGUGUUAGGCAGCGGAUAAUCUUUUGGAAUAGGUCUAAGUAGGGUGCCUACUCGCUGAUCCAGUUGGGCCGUAAUGAUAAAGAAGGACGAAGGCUCGUUUGCCAAGCCGAAAGGCAGUAGUGCGUUCCCAUACCCACGUAGUUAUUGUAACCACAACAGCAAUAAGCGCUAUGUACAAAGUAUACCUAAAAUACCCAUAUAUUCAUAUACGAGUAAGAAAUAUUGUUUGAACUUUGCUGACACUAAUGGGUCCAAUAACCAACCAAGAUCUGCAAGUAGGUGCUCUGUUUAGCCACUUUUUGGCGUGUUCCGAAUUGAUUGGACUUUAAUAGUGCCUAGCUCAGUACUUUUGUCACCGGCAUGCCGGGAUUAGUUUUCUACAUUUUGAAUACUGUUGACCUCAUAACAUGGCAACAGAACACAAAAACAGGCUGUGAUUCAUCUGUUUGAUGACCAAUAUUUUAGUUGUCAAAAGUCCGUGUAGUCUUUUAUGGUUCUGCCGCUGCUUUUUCAUUAUCAGUGUUAUCGUUCUAUUCCGUCAAAAUAAAGGGGGCCAGUAACUGGACCUCUUCAUCUUGGCGAUUACUGUACGCUGUAUGUGAUGUGUUGGUGCAUUCAACUGAUUAUUAUUAUUCGCCUGUGUAAAUUUUGGAAAAUUGUUUCACCUGGAACUAGGAGGAGAAGUUCACGCAGUUUCCUACAGCCUGAGCCAAUCAGAAUUAACCAACUUUACAGUUUCAACACAUUAGCUCCUCCGUAUUUCAAUCAUAUAUUUGUCUGUCCAGAAUUGUACUUAAAUUCGAAAGUCAAAGCACUGUGGGUGGUAGUAGAUAUAAAUCGACGCGAAUCGAUUUAGAGUCGAUACAAGUCGGUUUGAUAAGUAGUAGGCUAGGAUUGUUUGUGCAGCUGUCAUCUGGGUUCAUACACGCGCUUUUUGCAGAACGACGACUUUUCACAGGCAAACUGUAAACGAUAUAGACUAGACUUUCUGUAGCUCUGUGUAGCUACAGUCUUCACCACUCCCAAACUCAUGUCCUGACCUAAAACUGCACAGUCCUACGCAACGUGAAUUCCAAAUAUUUUCCAAUUAUUUGUACCAGUUGAUCUGAAAUUUUGGUAAAUAUUUGGGCUUCAUGCCGAGGGUUUUUCAUAGUUUUCAGAACGCUUCUCAUUCUUCGGUUCAGCUCCUUUGUUGUCGAGUCAACGCACAAACAAUAGUGUAAACAGUUCUAAAAAAGUUCAAUAUUCUAGAGUAGCGAGCAACAUCGAUAUUCUUGUAAUGAAAAUUAUGAUAUUGGAGGGCGAUACAGUGGUCCUUCUCGUGCUUUCAGUGUACUAGAAUAACUAUUACUAUUAGAUGGGACUGUCCGUAUAUUAUAUAUAAGAGUUUUGAAAUUUUGAAAUUUUAAGAGGCCUGCCUGUAAAGUAUGAAUAAAAGUAGAGUUAGUAAGCUGGUCAGAAUGACAAAUGCCCCCAUAUGAACCGGCACAUUUCUGGUGCUGAUCAGCUUAUUUCGGUGUAUUUUUGUACCCAAUGAUUGUUUAUAUGCGGGACGGUUGUAGUCUCUUUCAAGACGUACUGUUGACUGAUUUAGAUGUAGGUUUUUCUAGAGUACUGUGCUUACUGUCUCUUUUUUUCGCGAUCGAUCUUUGGUUUUGACGUCGUUUUGAAAACUAGGACCUUUCAACUGAUCUCGCAUCUGUACAUAAUCUGUAAAAAUUGCUCAUGUAAAAAUUGUUUUUGUUGAAAGUACUGUUUAUCGCGAUGGCUUUGGAAAGUCGCAGAAAAUGACUUUUCGGCGGAGUCCAACCUUGUCGAAUUUACUGUCAACUGAUCCUCAGACCAGUUGACUUUUUUCUUGCCCUCGAUCUAGUCAUUUUCUGGAGAUUUUCCACCGCUCUCGCAUAUUAUGCAAUCAUUUGCAAUAAAUAUGUUUAGAUCUCUGAAAGAUUUUUGGUUCUUGAAUUCGACUUGGACAUUUUCGUGGAAUGCUUCGAUUCAAGACCAAGUGAUUCACGGCCAUUGGCGUACCCAAGAAUUUUUCUCGAGGAUUACGCCUCUGGUGAUAGUCAAGCUGACGAUUGUAAAAAAAAUGUUGAUUUGUCGCAUUGUUGUCUUUUUUAUUCUGGCGGACGAAUUAAGAGAUUAAAGUUAGCAAUAUUUUUGCAUAUUUACUACCUUGGUGUAUCAUAUUUCCCCGCAUUUUUGAAUCCCUCAUGUAUUAUAUUCAUAUUACUAUAUUGAAGUUAUUAUAUAGUGUGUAAAUUUUGUAUUGUACUUGCUGUUGAAUAUAUUAUUAUAUGGCAUA